Molecule: messenger RNA, 7422 nt
Organism: Rhopilema esculentum
Lineage: Eukaryota; Metazoa; Cnidaria; Scyphozoa; Rhizostomeae; Rhizostomatidae
Source: RefSeq, a predicted model, not a curated record
CGUACUCAUGUAAAACAAAAACGUCGAUUGCCAUAUGCAUGGCCUAGGCACAGGCUAGUUGUGACUUUGACUAAAUUUGGUAUAAAAACCUUGACGCAACGAGACUGCCUGGCUAGCACAUAUUAAGCAAAUGCCUUGAUUGAAGGACGCUUUUUAAAGAGAAAUCAUGGCGGAUGCAUCAGCAAGAUCACGUCAGUACGUAUACAAAGAGAAUUCCAAUCUUGUUUUGCAAGCUGACUUGUCCCUUAUUGAAAGAAGAGGUAGAAAUGAGGCAACAGGGGAAGUUUUGUCACUUGUUGGCCACCUUCAAGGAACAAAGAUGGGUGACAGAGCCCUAAGAGCUCAAGCACCUGAGUUGAAAGAAAAGAAGGCCAAAAAGCAGAAAAAGGUAGACAGUGAUGAAACUCUCUCAAAAAUGAGAACAUCAACAUUAUUAUCAGGAGAUGCAGAGGACAUUUCUGGUAUAUACUACCAUCCUAAGACAAGAGAAACCAAACACACAUAUGAAGUUCUGCUCAGCUUCAUUCAAGCUGCUAUUGGAGAUCAGCCACGGGAUAUUUUGUGUGGUGCAGCAGAUGAAGUUCUUUUUGCCCUAAAAGAUGACAAACUCAGAGACAAAGACAAGAAGAAGGAAAUCACAGCACUUCUUGGAGAUGUGCCAGAUGAGAGAUUUGCAUUGCUUGUCAACUUGGGUAAAAAAAUUUCUGACUAUGCUGUGGACAGGGAUGCUGGUGGUGAUGAUGAUAUGAUCGAUGAGAACUACGGUGUCGCAGUGCAGUUUGAUGAAGAUGAAGAAGAGGAACAAGAAGUGGACGAAAUAAAAGAAGAAUCAGAGGAAGAGGAUGACGGAGAAAUAAUGGAGGUUGAUGAAGGCUCGAGCACAUUGAGAGGAAAUCUCGAUAUGGACGAGAAAGCGGCGAGAAGGGCUGAAGAAGAGUUAAAUGCCCAUCAAAUCGAUGCCUUUUGGCUUCAGAGAGAAUUGAACAAGUUUUACAAUGAUGCAGAAGUUUCUCAGGAAAAGUCUGUUGAGGUGCUGGAUGCGCUCAAGAAUGCUGCAGAUGAAAGGGACUUGGAAAACAAGCUUGUGCUUCUGUUGGGACAUGACAAGUUCUCAAUCAUAAGAAAGCUUAGAGAAAAUCGCAUGAAAGUUUUAUUCUGCACACUACUUGCGGCUGCACAGUCCGACCGGGAGAGAGAUGAGAUUGAAAACAAGAUGAGAAGUCAACCGGAUCUUGCAGAGAUACUCCACAAGUUGUUAGAAGGAGAGUCAGAAGACGUUGCCCAGGAAGAAAGAGCUAGAAAAAUGGCAGUGCGAAAAUCAAAGGCGGGUGGAGACUCUGGUGCUGGCGACCAAGAUGAAAAAGCUGGCCGCCUGAACCGAAAAGUCAUCGACUUGGAGGAUAUUUCAUUCAAAGAAGGAAGUCAUUUGAUGGCGAACAAAAAGUGCCAGCUGCCUGAUGGCUCUUUCAGGAAACAAAAAAAAGGGUAUGAAGAAGUCCACGUACCCGCAUUGAAGCCGAAGGCCUUUAAAGAUGGCGAGAGUCUUGUUCAGAUUACAAAUAUUCCCAAGUAUGCACAGGCUGCCUUUGAGGGCUACUCAACUCUGAACAGGAUACAGAGUCGCCUCUGCGAUGCCGCGUUGAAAACAGAUGACAAUCUUUUGCUCUGUGCUCCAACUGGAGCGGGUAAAACGAACGUUGCAUUGCUUACUAUUUUGAGAGAGAUCAGCAAACACAUCAACUUGGAUGGAACCAUUAAUGUCGAUGAGUUUAAGAUAAUCUACAUUGCACCAAUGCGGUCGCUUGUACAAGAAAUGGUGAUGAACUUUGGAAAAAGGCUCAGUUCUUAUGGUAUAACGGUCUCGGAACUGACUGGGGAUCACCAACUGAACAAGGAGCAAAUAGAUAGCACUCAGAUUAUCGUAUGCACGCCAGAGAAGUGGGACAUCAUAACAAGGAAAGCCGGGGAGCGAACGUACACACAGCUGGUACGGCUGAUCAUCAUCGACGAGAUUCAUCUUCUUCAUGAUGACAGAGGCCCUGUUUUAGAGACAGUCGUGGCAAGGACGAUACGACAGAUCGAAAGCACACAAGAACACAUUCGACUUAUAGGCCUUAGUGCCACGCUACCCAACUACGAAGAUGUCGCAACGUUUUUGCGUGUAGACCCUGCGAAAGGAUUGUUUUUCUUUGAUAACAGCUUCAGGCCGGUGCCAUUAGAGCAGCAGUAUGUUGGUGUCACAGAGAAAAAGGCAAUCAAGAGAUUCCAGGUGAUGAAUGAUGUUGUUUAUGACAAAGUAAUGGACAACGCCGGUAAAAAUCAAGUACUCGUUUUCGUGCAUUCGAGAAAGGAAACUGGGAAGACAGCAAGGGCACUGAGAGAUGCCUGCUUGGAAAGAGAUACGCUUGGGCAGUUUUUACGUGAAGAUUCUGCAAGUACAGAGGUUUUGAGGACUGAAGCUGAGCAGGUGAAGAACCUGGAGCUCAAGGAUCUUCUGCCUUACGGUUUCGCCAUUCACAAUGCUGGUAUGUCGAGAGUAGACAGAGCACUUGUCGAAGAUCUCUUUGCCGACAAACACAUCCAAGUUCUGGUCUCUACAGCCACAUUGGCAUGGGGUGUCAAUCUUCCCGCUCAUACUGUAAUUAUUAAAGGAACUCAGGUGUAUAGUCCGGAGAAAGGCCGAUGGGUGGAGCUUGGCGCUCUUGAUAUUCUUCAAAUGUUUGGCCGUGCUGGAAGGCCGCAGUACGACACGAAAGGCCAAGGUGUACUCAUAACAACCCACAACGAGUUGCAGUAUUACCUUUCAUUGCUGAACCAACAGCUGCCUAUCGAAAGCCAGUUCGUUUCUAAGCUUGCGGACAACCUGAAUGCUGAGAUUGUUUUAGGAACGAUUCAGAAUGUUAAGGAUGCCGCUACUUGGCUAGGUUACACAUAUUUGUAUAUUCGUAUGCUGCGAAACCCUACACUGUAUGGUAUAUCACAUGAUGACAUGAAGACAGAUCCAAUUAUAGAACAGCGACGCUAUGAUCUUAUACAUUCUGCUGCGUCAAUUCUCGACAAAAAUGGAAUGAUUAAGUAUGAUAAGAAGACUGGAGCUUUUCAGUCAACAGAACUCGGAAGAAUUGCCAGCCACUACUACUGCACGCAGGAAUCAAUGGCCACAUACAACAAACUUCUCAAGCCAACUCUUAGUGAGAUCGAAUUGUUCCGAGUUUUCUCUUUGUCCUCUGAGUUCAAGUAUAUCAAUGUAAGAGAGGAGGAAAAGCUAGAGCUGCAGCAACUUCUUGAGCGUGUUCCUAUACCAAUCAAAGAGAGUAUUGAAGAGCCUUCUGCUAAGAUUAAUGUUCUGCUGCAAGCUUACAUAUCCCAGCUAAAGCUUGAAGGAUUCGCCCUAAUGGCUGACAUGGUUUACAUAACUCAGUCGGCAGGUCGUCUGUUACGUGCAAUAUUUGAAAUUGUGUUACAUCGUGGUUGGGCGCAGUUGACAGAUCGAGCUAUCAAUCUUUGCAAAAUGAUCGACAAAAGAAUGUGGUUAUCUAUGACUCCUUUGAGGCAAUUUAAAAAGAUCCCGAUGGAAGUGAUAAAGAAAAUAGAGAAGAAAGAUUUCCCGUGGGAACGCUUUUACGAUCUUGGUUACAACGAGAUCGGGGAGCUGAUUCAUGCACCGAAAAUGGGAAGGGUCGUCCACAAGUUUGUGCACCAGUUUCCAAAGGUCGAACUGUCUACCCAUAUACAGCCUAUUACAAGAUCGACAUUACAUGUCGAAUUAACGAUUAUGCCAGACUUUCAAUGGGACGAGAAAAUUCACGGAAACGCUGAAGCAUUCUGGAUUUUUGUGGAAGAUGUGGAUAGCGAGAGCAUUCUGCAUCAUGAGUAUUUCCUGCUGAAAUCUAAGUACGCCCAAGACGAGCACGUGGUCAAGUUCUUUGUGCCUGUCUUCGAACCACUGCCGCCCCAGUACUUCAUCAGAGUUGUUUCAGAUAGAUGGCUACAUUCAGAAACACAACUACCGGUUUCAUUUCGGUAUUUGCUGCUGCCAGAAAAGAACCCACCACCAACAGAGCUUUUAGAUUUGCAGCCGCUACCAGUGUCCGCACUUCGACGUCCGGAUUUCGAAGCACUCUAUGCGGACAGGUUCCCGUACUUCAAUCCAAUCCAAACUCAAGUUUUCAAUGCGCUGUACAACUCAGAUGACAAUGUCUUCAUCGGAGCACCCACUGGCAGUGGGAAGACUAUUUGUGCCGAGUUCGCGAUUCUUCGCAUGCUGUCGCAGAACCCAGAAAGCAAAUGUGUUUUCGUCACUCCGUUGCAGUCGCUCGCUGAACAGGCUUAUAUUGAUUGGCGAACGAAAUUCGGUAUCCAGCUCGGAAAGAACGUGGUCAUGUUAACUGGUGAAACAAGCGCUGAUUUGAAGUUGCUGGCAAAGGGAAACAUCGUGAUCAGCACCCCAGAUAAGUGGGAUGUGCUUUCUAGGCGUUGGAAACAGCGUAAGAAUGUCCAGAACGUUUCCUUGUUUAUUCUUGAUGAAGCCCAUCUCAUCGAAGAGGAAAAUGGGCCCGUGAUGGAAGUAAUCUGCUCAAGAAUGAGAUAUAUAUCUUCUCAGAUUGAAAGAAAUAUUCGCAUUGUAGCGUUGAGCUCUUCGCUUGCAAAUGCCAAGGAUAUUGGCCAAUGGCUCGGUGUAGCAGCUAAUAACAUGUUCAACUUCCACCCGAACGUGCGUCCUGUUCCAUUGGAAUUGCAUAUUCAGGGUUUCAACAUCACUCACACUGGCUCCAGACUCACGGCAAUGUUGAAGCCAACAUAUCAGGCCAUAAUUAAACACGCACCUAAGAAACCAAUCAUGGUUUUUGUUCCAUCGCGUAAACAAAGCAAACUGACUGCGCUUGACUUGGUUGCCUAUAGUGGAGCUGAGAACCAAUCACAAAGAUUUCUUCACUGCACGGAAGAAGAUUUGCAGCCACAUCUAAAAAGGAUUCAGGAAAAAACCCUCAAAGAAACCUUGACUUAUGGUGUUGGAUAUUUACACGAAGGACUUUCGGAUACUGAAGUGAAAGUGGUCGAGCAACUCUUCACAUCUGGAGCAGUUCAGCUGCUAGUUGUCUCACGAAACCUCUGCUGGGCAGUCACUUGCUACUCAUAUUUAGUUGUUAUCAUGGACACCUUGUACUACGAAGGGAAAAUACACACGUAUAUGGAUUAUCCCGUUACCGAUGUUCUUCAGAUGGUCGGAAGAGCAAACAGGCAACUCAUUGAUGAUGCAGGAAAAGCUGUUAUCCUUUGCCUGUCAUCAAAAAAGGAAUUCUACAAAAAGUUCCUUUAUGAGCCGCUGCCAGUUGAAUCACAUCUGGAUCACUGCCUACACGAUCACUUCAAUGCCGAAGUUGUUACCAAGACGAUCAGCAAUAAACAGGAUGCAGUUGAUUAUUUAACAUGGACGUUUCUGUACCGCAGAAUGACACAGAACCCGAAUUACUACAAUUUGCAAGGUGUAUCGCAUAGACACUUGUCUGAUCAUCUUUCGGAGAUGGUGGAGAACACUCUCAGCGACCUAGAACAAUCUAAGUGUAUCUCGAUUGAAGACGAGAUCAACGUGUCUCCCUUGAACCUUGGCAUGAUUGCUGCUUACUACUACAUCAACUACACGACCAUCGAAUCAUUCAGUGCGUCACUAACAGCCAAGACAAAACUGAAAGGGCUGAUUGAGAUUAUCGCAUCUGCUCAUGAAUAUGAAAAUCUGCCAAUCAGACAGCAUGAAGAUUCCAUUUUGAAACAGCUGUCAAACAGAGUUCCAUACAAAGUGAGCAGUACCAAAUUUACCGAUCCUCACGUGAAAACAAACUUGCUGAUCCAAGCACAUCUGUCAAGAAUGCAACUUUCUGCUGAGCUCCAAUCUGAUACAGAGUUUAUCCUAAGCAAGGCAAUGCGGCUAAUCCAGGCUUGUGUUGACGUGCUUAGUAGUAAUGGAUGGCUGUCACCUGCAAUGACUGCAAUGGAACUUGCCCAAAUGGUGACUCAGGCAAUGUGGAAUAAAGAUUCUUACUUGAAGCAGCUUCCACACUUCUCCGCAGAUAUUGUUAAAAGAUGCCAAGAAAAGGAAAUCGAAUCUAUCUUUGAUAUCAUGAACAUGGAAGAUGAUGAAAGAAGUCAGUUGUUACGAUUAGCUGACCAUCAAAUGGAUGACGUCGCACGCUUUUGCAACCGUUAUCCGAACAUCGAUAUGUCGUUCGAGUUGGAAGAUAAAGAUAGUAUAUAUUCGGGCAAACCGGUUGUUGUAAUGGUCGAAUUGGAACGUGAAGAUGAGCAACCUGGGCCAGUCAUAGCACCAUUCUUCCCGCAGAAAAGAGAAGAAGGAUGGUGGCUUGUUAUCGGUGAACAAAAAACGAACAGCUUGAUCUCUAUUAAGAGGCUGACAUUGCAGCAGAAAGCGAAAGUGAGGCUAGAUUUUAUCGCGCCAACUGUCGGCGCUCAUUCCUACUUCCUCUACUUCAUGAGCGAUUGCUACAUGGGUUGUGAUCAAGAGUAUCCGUUCAAGAUCUCAGUGGCUGAGGGAGACGACAUGAGCGAGUCAGAGGAUAGUGAUUAGACAGUGCGUAACGUCAAAGAAGUAGCCAAAGCAUUUUGGCCGAGCUGUUCAAAAUGAAGCAAAAUCACAUAUUUGCCUGAGUAGAAGAACUGCUAAAUGAUAUUGGGUAGCUGACAGAAAGAGCUGUUAAUUUCGACCCAUUUAAUUAUCAACCAAUAUUGUUUUAGGCUAAGGAGAGGCAGACAUUUUGUAGCUAUGGGAUCAAGACUAUGUCUGUUGAAGCAUUUUUCAAAACACGAUGAUAGAUCGAUAAGUAUGCGAUUUCCGUUUGAAGCGUAUUUCUGCGUUCCUAGAAAUUUAGAUACUAGAUAUUAGAAUUUAGCGAAAUGUCUUUUAUGACAUCAAAUAUAUUCGGACCUAUCAAAUAAAAAGUGACAAGUGGUUUUAUUCAAACGAUCUUAAAAAAGCUGUUUUCACCUGAUAUUGUACUUGUUUUUUUCUAAAUUAAAGUUCGCACAACCUUAUCAAAAAAAGGAUCUUCCAGAGUUAAUUAUGGUAUCUUCAGCAUGCAGCUGAUAUUUUAAAAAGCUAGAUUCCUGGUCAGUGCGGAGAUCAUUUGAGCUUUAUGAUAUAUUUUGCCAGGAUAAGAUAGAUUUCCCUCGAAAAGACUUUAAUGACUUUGGAUAAUGACGUCACAACAUAAGAUCAUUCCCUACAGUAACAAGAAGUUCCCCUCCAUUUAUGCUCGGCAUUUAGUCAUUCUACUCGGUUGUGAAAUAGCAGCUAACGUCUCAUGUGUAUCAUGACUCUGAUCAUAUCAUUAUGCUUUGAGUAAACAAGCCAACAGCAACGUCUCGCAAAAUCUAUACUAAUGUUUUAUAAUGAUGAAAAUUAUUUGA